CCCUCGGCGUUGCUAAUUGGUUCACGCAGUGGCUGUUGGCUGCUUACGCCUUCGCUGAUUGGCUGGAGACACGCUUCCCGGAGGCUUCCGCUACAGUCUCUGGAUUCUAGGAAGAGGUGAAAUCCAGAGGUGAGGAAGGAGAAACCGAGGAGGGAGCCGAGCUGAGAAGGCCUGUGAGCCACGGCGUGGAUCAAUGUGCUGGGCGCACUGAGCCCGUGGCAAAGAUUCUAAUAGCGAAAUGGCUACGUAUACGUGCAGCGUUGUUCUGGCUUCUCUUCGGUGCCGCAGUUCUCAUCUGGUCCUGAGGAAGAACCUGUGCCCGAUAUACACCUCUGUUUCCUGUGCACAAAAUAGAGCAUAUGCCCCCCGAUCAAGCUGCUUGGUGCAGGCUGCCUUUGUAAGCCCCUCAUGGAGCAGUCGAGCUUUCCAUACUUCGGGGUUCUGUCUUCAGGAUGCCCCGCCCUCUCCUCCUCCUCCCUCAACUCCUCCGUCCCCACCAGAGCCAGAGAAAGCUCCGCAGGUUGUGCGCAAAUCUCUCGGCCAGAGAGUAGUGGACGAAAUCAAGCACUUCUACCAUGGUUUCCGGCUGCUCGGGAUCGACACUAAGGUUGCCGCUCGCAUGGUCUGGCGCUUACUGCACGGCCAAGUGCUGACUCGGAGGGAAAGGCGAAGGCUUAUGAGGACGUGUGCUGAUCUUUUCCGCUUGGUCCCCUUUAUGGUCUUUGUUAUCGUCCCCUUCAUGGAGUUUCUCCUGCCUGUGUUCCUGAAACUCUUCCCAGAGAUGUUGCCUUCCACGUUUGAAACUGAAUCCAAAAAGGAAGAAAAGGUGAAGAAAAAGUUGGCGGCAAAGCUGGAAAUGGCCAAAUUCCUGCAAGAGACCAUCUCGGAGAUGGCACGGAGGAACAAGGCAGAGACGGGAGCCGACACCCAGCAGCAGUUCUCUUCCUACGUGCAGCAGGUUCGAGGCACAGGUGAGCAGCCCAGUACCAAGGAGAUUGUGCGCUUCUCCAAACUCUUUGAGGAUGAGCUGACUCUGGAGCACCUGGAAAGGUCUCAGCUUGUGGCCCUGUGCCGGCUGCUGGAACUGCCCCCCAUCGGCACCAAUAACCUGCUGCGCUUUCAGCUGAUGAUGCAACUCCGCUCCAUAAGGGCCGAUGAUGAGAUGAUCUCCAAGGAAGGAGUGGAGAACCUGACUGUCGCAGAGCUUCAAGCUGCCAGCAGGGCACGGGGUAUGAGAUCUCUGGGCCUCACAGAGGAACAACUGAAGGAGCAAAUGAAACAGUGGUUGGAUUUACACCUGAAGGAGAACGUUCCUCCAUCUCUGUUACUUCUCUCUCGUGCGCUGUAUCUGACUGAGCUGAAGCCUAAGCCAAUCCUGCCCUUGAAACAAGCAGUGGAGAUCCCUAAAAUAAACCCCACUGUAGUGGAAGCCGUAGAAGCUAAGGAUAAUCUAGCAGACACGGCUCCUACGUUGAAAGGGUUAAAGGGAGAAGAACUUGUGUCCGGGACUCUACUCAAAGAAUCUGCCGUGCAAUCGAAGGAGAAUACAAAAGCCAGUGCCAAUGGGGUGUGACGCUGCUGGAUACCAGGAGCAGAGCGAAGGUCCAAAGCUGAAAAUCGCAGCCAAUGAAAAUCUCCCGUGUUUCUCUCAUCUAAAAUGAUGCUGUGUCUCCCGGUGAUCUUCCCAGAAUUCUUUGCAUUGUAUCAUGUCUUGUCAUGUCACUCCUACUAUGGCUGCUAAUGGGUGUGCUGGGCUGUGCCAUGGUGCUGGGUAUCACUAUUCACUGCGGGUUAAACUCUGCACUGUAUACUGAUGCCACUUAUCCUUCUAUAAACACACACCUGUUGCGUGGAACUGUCAGAUUUGUCCCCUACCAUUUUAGGUACAGGGCUAAAGCGGGUGCAUAUCAUAAUGCUGAGUAUCACCAAAGUAUAUAUAUUGUACAGGGCCCAGGUUUUUUUUUUUUAAUUACUGUAGCACUGAAAAUGGAGCAGAACAAGCAUGAAGUUCCCAUGCCCCCCCCCCACCUUCCAAGCAGGCAGCAGUUGCUGUACAGGGAGCCUUAACUCUGGCUGUCGUUACAGCUGCAGGGGUCACAUUUGGAUUCUUACUAAGGCUGAUUAGGUGGGGUCAUCAAAGAACUGAAACCAGAAUCAGUCAGGAUCUAACCGUGAUCAUUGUAGCUGUACUAGCAGGCAGCAGUUGCUUUACAGGGAGCCUUAACUCUGGCUGUAGUACAGCUGCAGGGGUCGCAUUUGGAUUCUUACUAAGGCUGAUUAGGUGGGGUCAUCAAAGAACUGAAACCAGUAUCAGUCAGGAUCUAAACGUGAUCAUUGCAGCUGUACUAGCAGGCAGCAGUUGUACUACAGGGGGAGCCUUAACUCUGGCUGCCAGUGCAGCUGCAAGGGUCACAUUUGAAUCCUUACUGGGGUUGAUUGGGUAGGGGUAAAAUGCAGCCCUCUGUUUAUCCGGUGUUUAAGUGACCAGCGUAUUUCCCUGCAUUAGUUCCGAUAUAAUAACUGUACUGUGUAACUAACUGCAUGGGUCCAACAGUUUACACGGAAAUGAAAUGCCAAUACUUUUCCUAUUCUGUAAGUAGCUCUAUAUAAUAUAUAUAUUACUUUUAAAUUAUACUGUAUGUAAAUAUGUACAUAGGGUUUUUUUGGACUAAACCAUUGUAGACCACUGUACAUUUCUGCUCAGAUAGACUUUAUAUUCUUGUAUGUAAAAUUGAAUAUUUUCCUUGCUGUCUUUAAUUGUAAACAAAAGCCUCUAUUAAAUGUCUGCAAUUUUUUUUUUAA
Molecule: messenger RNA, 2802 nt
Organism: Xenopus tropicalis (tropical clawed frog)
Lineage: Eukaryota; Metazoa; Chordata; Amphibia; Anura; Pipidae
Gene: letm2
Product: leucine zipper and EF-hand containing transmembrane protein 2
Exons: 11
Coding region: 239-1573 (444 amino acids)
Cellular component (GO): mitochondrial inner membrane; mitochondrial membrane
Molecular function (GO): ribosome binding
Source: RefSeq, a predicted model, not a curated record